This is a messenger RNA of Anneissia japonica, 2801 nucleotides long. RefSeq lists its product as uncharacterized. NCBI's taxonomy places the organism in Eukaryota, Metazoa, Echinodermata, Crinoidea, Comatulida, Comatulidae. Gene Ontology annotation, biological process: positive regulation of DNA-templated transcription; regulation of apoptotic process. The coding region runs from base 171 to 2801 and encodes 876 amino acids. Gene Ontology annotation, molecular function: ubiquitin-protein transferase activity; zinc ion binding; protein binding. The transcript has 6 exons. The record is from RefSeq and is a predicted model, not a curated record. Gene Ontology annotation, cellular component: chromatin; nucleoplasm.
CAAAGUCAUGGUUGGUUGAUAGCAUUCACAAAGAAACAGCUUAAUAUACCAAAUCGCAUGACUAAAGAUACAGUAAACCCUUGAAAAACACCCAUUUCCUGAUUGGAGACACUUCACAUAUGCACCUCACUGAAAAACCAACCGAAGAAUUUUAAGGAUUUUAUAUCAAGAUGGCUACCAAAAUCAAUGAUGAUGCUUUCAGAGAGCUGUUAUCAGAUAUUUCAAAAUGGUAUGAUCAACGCGAAUACACAAAUAUGCUCAAAGUAUUGUACAAAGAUCUUUUAAAAGAUAAUUACAAGUUAAAUAAGGCUACAAAGGUGAUGGAAUUAAUGAAUAUGUUAACUGCUUCUGGACAUCUUCACUCAGCUAAUCUCAAUGUUCUCUAUGAUACCAUAAACAUAACAGAGCAAAGAGGGAUCAAAGAUAUACUGCCAGUAUUUCAAAAUGUUGAAGAUGUAGAAAUCUCAAAAUUCACACAUCACAGACGAAAAGUUAUGAAGCUUGGAAUGGUACUGAUUGAUGAAGAUGUAAAUAAGAUCAGUGCAUUAUAUAACGAUCCAGUGAAGGAAUAUGCAGACACAUGGAGUUUGAUUAUGGAUCUGGAGCACAACAGGGCAAUUUGUGAAGGAAAAAUGAAUGCCUUCAUUGAAAAACUGAAUUCCCUUAAACUCCAACAUGCUAUGGAAGCUUUAACAGAAGAAAUCCCAAAUGCAUCUUCGAACUCUGGACAUGGCCAUAGAGAAGAAAUUGCUGUGAAAUUAAUUCAGAAACGCAAAGGAGAAUCUUGUGAUUCUGAAGGACGACCAUAUAAAAAGUAUGCUCUUAAUUUGUUAAAUGAUCUUGAUGAACAUAAAGACUCCCUAACUUUAAAGGAUAUACCAGAAUUUUUUGACAAGUUUGAGAACCUUAUUAUCUAUUACAAAAGUUGUGGUUUAACAUUAACAAAGGUUGGGAAAGGAUCAAUAGUAUUUUACCUAUCAACAAAUGAUCCUAAUGCUUUGAUGCAGCUAUGGGAAAUAUAUUCUAGUGGAAAGCUCAUCAAAGAUUUAGCUAACAUAUUAGUCCCAGAGGAACAUCAGCAGGAGUUCAUAGAUGAAUGGAUGACGUACAUUGAUGAAAAUGAAUUCAAAGCAGUGCUCAGUAAGCUGAGAGGAAAAGGAUGUUAUUUCCAGGCGGCUACCAGUAUGUUAAAUCAGUUUCUGGAAAAUGUUGAUGAGAAGGUCUUAGAGUGUACCAUCUGCUUUAAGAGACUUGAGAAUCCAAAAUCCCUCACCUGCCUCCAUAGUUUCUGUUUGGCAUGCCUGGAAGACUGGGUUAAGACUAAGGAAGAGCUGAUUUGUCCAACUUGCUCAAAAUCAUAUCCCAUUCCAGAGGGCGGGCUUCAGAAGCUUCCACCAAAUACCUUUCUAAAUAACUUAUUAGAAACUAUAGAAAAACUUUCAGAGAGAGAUCUGAUGAUAUGUAGUGUUUGUGAAAAAGAAGAACCAGUAAAAUACUACUGCCAGGAUUGCAGACAGUACUUGUGCUCUACUUGUAGUGAUCAACAUAAGAGGUAUAGACUCUUUGCAAAUCACAAGUUACAUUUAAUGGAGGAUGUGCAAUCAAUGAGCCCCUCUCAGAUGACUUUGUUACAUCCACCUCUGUGUUCACAUCACAGUAAACCUUUGGAGUUCUACUGCACAGAUUGUAAAACUCCAAUCUGUGAGAACUGUACAAAUAUGGACCACAAGGAGUGGGAAGGAAAACACAAACCAAUCAACAUUUCAGAUGCAUUCCAAACAUUUAAAGAAACUUUAGCCACCUUGGAAAAAUCUUCCCAACACUUCAUAAACAAAUUAGAAGAUGGUCUCAAAGCUGUCCUCCAGAAUGCUACAAAAUUAGACCAAUGUAAAGACACAUGUUUGAGAGAUAUAGACAAUCACGUUGAAGAAAUAUUCAAAAAAGUAAAAGAGAAUAGAGACAAAAUGAAAAAUAAAGUAGGGACAAUCUACAAAAGAAAAAAGAAGGUAAAUGAUGUACAAAUGGAAAAAUUAAAAACAACAAUAUCUGAUAUAAAUACAAAACUUUCUUUUCUUAUCCUAUUAUUGAACACUAAUGAAAGCACAGCAAUGCAGUCAAGUGAAACAGCAAUUACAGCACUGAAGGACAGAAUAAAUGAAUUACCAAAAACAGAGCCAAUUGAUAAUGGAAAAAUGUAUUUCUUCAGAAACAAACAGCGAAGGGCUUUAUUGGGACAAUGUGAUAUUGGGACCGUAACAGAAUUGAGGGCAGCAGACUGUUUAACACUAAAAGGAGAGGAAUCUGUGAUCAAAGAUCAAUCAUUUAUUGUCAAAAUAAUCAAAACAGAUGAACAUGAAAUAUAUGCAAAUCAACUGAAGGCAACAUGGACACAUCCUUCUGGAGAAACCAGCAUCUCUCAAGUUCAGGAAGACAAUGGAGAUUAUUUUGUGACAGGAAAAUGCACAAGUCUGGGAGUUUUUCAACUAGAAGUGAGUGCUGAUAAUGAAUCAAUUAAGCAAUCACCAAUGAUAAUCAAAGUAGAAGAGAGAAGAUUAGUAAAUACUAUUAAAAUAAACUCAACAUAUAUUAGAGAUGUAGUUAAGUGUGAAGAUGACUCCUUACUGGUUUCAUGCUGGCCAAAUGAAUUGCUCAAGUUUAAGCAAUCAGGAGAAUAUGUUGGUAAGGUUACACUACCACAAGGUGUGAAAGUUGACAGAAUGUACAAAAUGAAGAAUGGUAACAUAAUUGGCAGAAUGUACAAAAUGGAGAGUGGUAAAAUAGCAUUUAGUUAUUGUUAUUAA